Pteropus alecto (black flying fox) is the source of this 3779-nucleotide messenger RNA. It is a transcript of the gene IGSF6, whose product is annotated as immunoglobulin superfamily member 6. The transcript is spliced from 2 exons. The record is from RefSeq and is a predicted model, not a curated record. The coding region runs from base 1561 to 2487 and encodes 308 amino acids. Lineage: Eukaryota; Metazoa; Chordata; Mammalia; Chiroptera; Pteropodidae.
UCUGACAAUUUCGGACACCAUCUGCCCUCGGGCCGACGGGGUGUAAUGGUUCUUGGGUUUGGGAAACUGCUCACUAAAUACUGGGACACUGAGCAGGGGAGUGACACGCGACAUUUGAAAGAGGGUUUUGGAGAAAUGCAGGAAGUUACCACCGAUGCAUAAACCGGUGCGACGCAUUAAUUAGAGAGGUUUAUUAGGCUGAAAAUGAACUGGAUUAAUGAAUGAAAACAGAUAAUUAGUGAGUUUUUCAAGGGGAGUUGAUUGACUCCCUAACUUUUCAGAACAAUUUCAUAAAAGUUAAGCUUUGGGACCAGAGGCAGAAUCCUGAAAUGGAUGAGUCAACCUAGUAUUUCUUGGACCUAUGAGCAUCAGAGGCUGGAGGGGGGGUGGUCUUCCCGUUCACAUGCGCACACACAGAGACAUGAGCACACUGAGAUACUGGCUCACAUAAACCCGGGGCACACGUAAACUUGGGGCACACAUAAACUUGGGGUACAUGUAAAUUUGGGGUACACAUAAAUUUAGACACUAUGAUGAUGUAUUAAAAUUACUAAAUUCAGAUUGGGAGUAAUUUUCCGCAAAUGAGAAAACAUAUAAUUGACAGGUGCCAAGUACAGACACAGUAGGGGAAAGACAGAUGUUCCAUGCUUUUCGGGGCCCAGCACCCGAACCCCCUCCUGGAGCCCUGGUGGCAGGCAAAGCCCGGGGGACAGCCUCCCUGCUUCGGCUGCAGCUAAGGCACCUGAACACCACCUGCGCUCAGACCCGCUUGCCCGAGACCCGGGGUGAAGAGCUUGUGGCCCAGAGGGGUGAAAACUGGGGGGGCCCUCUCUGGGGGCGGAGCAGUGGCGCUGAGGCCAAGAGGCCAGGGCAGCAGGAGCUGUACCAGGGAGAGGGUGAGGCCCAUGCAGAGGUGUCUCGCGCUUGGUGGGGGCAGUGUGCGCCUCAGCUCGGUCUGACGGCGUGAUUUGGGGCAUCUUGCUUGGCUGUAGCCCCAGACACGGUUCUCCAGGCCCCCAGCGACUCUGUGAGCUAGCCCCUAAUCCUCUCAAUAAACCCCCCAUUGCUUACGUCAGCUGGGGCAGUUCCUGCUGCUUUUAAGGGAGCCUCUUGAGAGGGGCGAGUGCCAGCUGUGGGGGCUGGGACAACAGGUCCCACACGUUGUCUCAUGGCACUUUAAGAGGGGGUCACACAAAACUGGGCACAGCUAGUCAAUGGCACACAGCUUACUUCUUCGUUGUGCCAGAGGCAGUUACUGUUCGCUCCUUUCUCUUGUCCCCAUGUGAAGGCACCGCCUUCUGCUUCCUAGUUUCCAGCAGUGACUGGCCCGGCACCAGGCACAUGGGAGGUGCCCGGGACAGCAAGGGUGGCUCCAGAAACUUAAAAUACAGCUGCCCACCGAACAGCACUCCGACCUGCGCUACGUGAAAACCAAACCUCGUCCAGGUCAGGUAACGCUGCGAGGGUUUGUGAAAUCUAAAUAAUAACAAUUACCAUACGGACGUUGAGAAAUGUACUCUGGGCUAAAAUCUCAACUUCAAGUGAGGCAACUGGGUUACAAUGUUUACGCAAUUUCAAAAAGUUCCCGAUUAUGGUUCCUUAAUAAGACUUCCUCUCUUCAGUUCUUCCGUUCCAAAACGAGAGAAGAAAAAAGCCAGGGGCCACCACACACACACGCGCACACACACACAUGCACACGCACACGCGCGCGCGCACUCGGAAAUGGAGGCCAUGGAUGCAGGCAAGAUCACUCUCGGUCUGGAACUCGGUCUGAUUCUGUUUUAUGUCGGUGCGGCAGGCAACUGCACGGUCUCUGUGUCGCAGCCGCCCGUCCUGGAGGUGGACUACACGCAGGGGGCCGUGACCGUGCCCUGCUCCUUCUCCACCACGGGGUGUCCCUCCCAGCCGCCCACCAGCCUGUGGUUCCGCCUCGGCGCUCAGCAGCUGGAGAGCCUCUGCUCGGACGGGUGCCAGAGCGAGGCGGACAAGUUCACGGUGAGGACGGAUCUGGCACACAGCCAGGUCUCCCUCACAGUCAACAGGGUGACGGCCAAUGACAGCGCCAUCUACAUCUGUGGGAUAGCUGUAACCAGUUCGAAGGCGCCGCAGGCCAAACGGGCUGGAGAAGGGACGGUGCUGGUGGUGAGAGGUCCGUGGGCCCCGGCGUCCCCAACACGGCGCCCUGACCGUGACGCGCACAGUGACAGAGAACGGUGCCAGCUCGCUGCCCCAGCACCCCCUGUGAGCCCCCUCCUCAGCCUCCUCGGCCAGGGCCACGCCCGGGGCCGGCUCCCUGCCAUGCCCAGGCGUCACGUGUGCCCAGGCGUCACGCGUGCGGGGCCAACCGUGCACUCCUCCUGUCCACUACGGGGAGCGGUGUGUCACGUGGAGGCCGAAGGGGGGCAUGUGGCACUGUUGGCACUCUCCAGAGCGAGCCAGUACCAUACCAUCCAGAACAAAGUGGUGGAGGGGCAUUGGGGUCAAUAAAUUGGACCCAGAAAAAAACAUGCAUUAUCGAGAAUAAACACGAAUUUGGGGAGAAGCUAUGGGGGUUGGGGCGGGGAUCCCUGACCCCACCACUGCAUGGACAGGAGAGAGAGAGAUCGGUGUGACUCUGGCUUCUUGAGAUUUGUGAAAACUCAAGACAAUUUCCUCAUUCAGGUGAGGACAGUGAACCUAGCUAAGUCCUAUAAAUUGAAGAAUUUCAGAAAAAAAGCGUCACAUGGUUCUGGGGUCAGGAGAGCGGGCAGUAAGGCCUUGGCCUCUUCGUCUCCUCCCUUAAGGACUGCUGGGAUCGGUAAAACGAGGCCUCAAGCCGGGCCAGCCCAGCAGCCCUCCCGGCAGGACCUGGGGCCGAGCGCUGCCCUCGCGACCCCCGCUCGUGAUUCCUGGGGUGUGCUACGGCUUGGCCGUCCAUUCCCAUGAGCCCUUAGUUUACUCUCGCCUGUCAGGAUAAACUGUAAACGAGCUAACGCACAGCGCAUUUUGACUGGCACCCGCCUUACAGCAAGUGCUCAGUCAAUACCCGUGAGCCGCAGAUACUAAAACAAGCACGCGACAACCGCCGGGCUACAAUGUGGCCCUGACGAACACACGGGAAAACAGCUUCACUCCGCAGCAGGCUCUCAGAGACCGCUGUCCAUCAUUUCUACCAAAAACGAUGUUAAGUGCCCUUGAACAAACUGUUUUGAACUGUUCCCCUAACUUAAAGUAACGCUUUAUAUAAACAGUGAUCCUUAGCAUCAUGACAAGUAAUUGAAGUUUUUUUCAAUUAAUUUUAAAAACGAGUGACCUUUCCAGUGUGAUACAUCUAAAGAACUGAUGAGCUGGCUUUAACGAUGUCAUACACGUGGGUGUGUUCUAGAUCAGGAGACCCCGAAUGACUUUUAGGCAAGCAGCCCAGCUGGGCGUGACCCCUUUCCGCCUCUAGCCCCUGGCUUCAGCCACGCCCUGCAGGUAGGCGCAGUGACAGUGACCGUGGCGUUUCUGUUUUGGUGCAAAUGAAGGGACGAGGGUUCUCGGCAAGGAAGUGCGGUGGCUCCUGACCGCCCUCACGUCGCUGCUCUCCAUCUACCUCGUCGGGCUGGUGGUGGUCUUCUCGGUCCUCUCUGCGGUAAGUGGGACUUCCGUGCAGGGCAUGUCCCCAUGGUCUUGCGCAUCAGCAGAAGGAAAUAACCACCAGCUCCCAGCACGCGAGCCUGGGCAACAGCUCCCGCCCAGCGAGCAUGCUCCUGCGCAUAGGCAGAUGUCUGCAGCAGACGGCAUGCAUUUUCAUCCCU